AUCCAGUUGGAACUUACUUGGGUCUUGGUAGUAAGUUGGUGACUAAAUUGAUAUUUUCAAUAUUGUUAUUAUGCUUAAAAAAUUAGAAUACGCCGCCGCGGUGAUGCAACGAUUGAACUAUACCACCACCGCUGCGAUUCUAUGUAAAUUGCAAAUAGCUGAUUGAAUCGGUUCGACUAUAUUGUUGUACACGCACACCAAAUUAUUCCACCGCAAUAACCCCGCGUCGGGCAACAGUUUUCGUCCCGGUCCGUCGUCGCCGACACUGAUGGUCGCCUCCGCCCGUUACAGGUUAACAUGAUCAAGAGGUCCAACGCCAAAGAAAUGUUCAUCAUACGCGCGUUGGAGAAGAUUCUCGGGGACAAGGAUGUCAAGAAGUCGUAUCACGCCGAGCUGCGGAAGGAAUGCGAAGCCGCACUGCAGAGCAUAAAAUCUGAGUGUCAAGCCGAAGAGAAGACGGAUGCAUCAUCCGCCUUGCCCUUGCCCAAAGAUGGCAGCUCGGCCAUAUCAGCAGAAAAAUACUUCAGACCAUUUGAAUUAGCUUGUCAAAGUAAGUCGCCCAGAAUUGUCGUAACUUCAUUGGACUGCUUACAAAAACUCAUUGCAUAUGGUCACUUAACAGGCAACUGUACCAAUGACACGGGCAAGCCACUGAUUGAUAAGAUUGUAGAAACCAUCUGUGAUUGUUUCACAGGUUGUCAAACAGAUGAAGGAAUUUUAUUACAAAUCAUUAAAGCCCUGUUAACUGUAGUUACAAGUCAACACGUUGAAGUCCAUGAAGCAACAAUCUUAAAAGCAGUUAAAACAUGUUAUAAUAUUUAUUUAGCCAGUAGAAAUUUAGUUAAUCAAACAACAGCUCGAGCAACUCUCACCCAAAUGUUGAAUGUAAUCUUUACUCGCAUGGAAAUGCAAGCAAUGGAAGUAGAUGUACCAAAAUAUGAGUCCGAAAUUGUAGAGUUGUGUGAAGUUGAUGAAACAGUACAGAGUGAUGACUCACUUAAUAUAGAUAUCGAUGAAAGCAUUAUUUAUGAUAUUGUAAAUGAUAUAUGUGAUGCUGCUAUACAAAGUAUUGAUCAAGGUAACAAAACAAAAGAACUAGCCCAAGAUAUUGUAAGAUCCAUGUCGCAAGAGAGUUUGGAAACUACAAAUGAAGCUGAAUGUAAAACAGUUGCAUCUUUUAAUCAUAUUUUACAAAAAGAUGCCUUUCUAGUUUUCCGAUCUUUAUGUAAAUUAUCAAUGAAACCUUUGCCUGAGGGAACACCAGAUCCAAAGUCUCAUGAACUACGUUCAAAAAUCCUGUCUUUACAUCUUUUGCUAUCCAUUUUACAAAAUGCGGGACCUGUGUUUCGCACCAAUCCGAUGUUUAUAACAGCAAUCAAACAGUUUUUAUGUGUUGCUUUAUCUAAUAAUGGUACAUCAUCUGUACCUGAAGUAUUUGAACUUUCACUAGCUAUAUUUUUAUCUCUGCUAUCACGAUUUAAAACACAUUUAAAAAUGCAAAUUGAGGUGUUCUUCAAAGAAAUAUUUUUAAAUAUUUUGGAAACUUCAAGUUCAACCUUUGAACACAAAUGGAUGGUGAUUCAAGCAUUAACACGUAUUUGUGCUGAUGCUCAAAGUGUAGUCGAUAUGUAUGUUAAUUAUGAUUGCGAUUUGUCUGCAGCAAAUCUCUUUCAAAGGUUAGUUGACGAUCUUUCUAAAAUUGCCCAAGGUCGUCAAGCUAUUGAACUAGGUGCGACUCUAAAUCAAGAAAAAUCUAUGCGUAUUCGUGGACUCGAAUGUUUAGUGUCAAUAUUGAAGUGCAUGGUAGAAUGGAGUAAAGAUUUAUAUGUCAAUCCUAAUUCCCAGACUAACCUGGGUCCAGAAAGAAAUGUACGCGAAUAUGAUGCCAAUGAGUCAGCUAUUACUCAAGACAGUCUUAACUCACUCGAUGGUAGUGAAUCUAGUUUAACAUCAAAUAGUUCGGGUAACAAGGAAGCUCCUGAUAUGCCACAACAAUUGCAAGUGCUUAAACACCAGAAAGAAGUCUGGGAAACAGGCAUACUUAUGUUUAAUCGCAAGCCUAAACAUGGUAUAAAUUUUCUUCAAGAACAAAAGCUUCUUGGAACUAGUCCUUCUGACAUAGCUGAAUGGUUUCAUGUUGAUGAAAGAUUAGAUAAAACAGCUAUUGGAGAUUUCCUUGGAGAAAAUGAAGACUUUAACAAAGAAGUUAUGUACUAUUAUGUAGAUCAAAUGAAUUUUGUUGGCAAAGAUGUUGUGACAGCAUUGCGAUUUUUCCUUGAUGGAUUUCGGUUGCCGGGUGAAGCUCAAAAAAUUGAUAGAUUAUUAGAAAAAUUUGCCAGUAGAUGGUUUGAGUGCAAUCCAAACAAUGGGCUCUUUGACAGUGCUGAUACGUUGUAUGUGCUUUCCUAUUCAAUCAUUAUGUUAACUACAGAUUUGCAUUCUCCACAAGUCAAAACCAAAAUGACCAAAGAGCAGUAUAUAAAAAUGAAUAGAGGUAGUUGUAUAUCUGAUAACAAAGAUUUACCAGAAGAAUAUUUAAGUAAAAUAUAUGAUGACAUUGCUGGUCAUGAGAUUAAGAUGAAAUCAACAGUAAAACCAGGAAAACAAUUAAUACCAAAUGAAAAGAGACGGAAAGUAUUAUGGAACAUGGAAAUGGAAGCUAUAGCAGUAGCGGCUAAAAAUCUUAUGGAAUCUGUUAGUCAUGUUCGAGCACCAUUUACUGAAGCUAAACAUUUGGAGCAUGUUAAACCCAUGUUUAAGAUGACAUGGACACCAUUUUUGGCAGCAUUCAGUGUUGGUUUACAAGAUUGUGAUGAUCUAGAAAUAGCUAUGUUGUGUUUGGAUGGCAUACGUUGUGCUAUAAGAAUCGCCUGUAUUUUUCACAUGACCUUGGAGCGAGAUGCAUAUGUCCAGGCUUUAGCACGUUUUACUCUAUUAACGGCUAAUUCACCAGUGACUGAAAUGAAAGCUAAGAACAUUGAGACAAUAAAAACUUUAAUAACUGUUGCAUAUACUGAUGGCAAUUAUCUAGGUACUUCUUGGCUUGAUAUUAUCAAGUGUAUCUCACAAUUGGAACUUGCUCAGAUGGUUGGCACUGGAGUUCGACCACAAUUUUUAUCACAAGUUAUUAGCAAAACUUAUCCUCCUAUUGAAGCCCUUAGUCAAAAGUUAAACUUUACUACAUUAGACUCUAGUGGAAAAGGAUCAAUAGGCGAGACGAGUAGUCAGAGUGUUGUAGUUGCUGUAGAUCGUAUAUUUACUGGUUCUACGAGACUUGACGGAGAUGCCAUUGUGGAAUUUGUCAAAGCAUUAUGUCAAGUUUCCAUCAACGAAUUAGCCAACUCCACAAAUCCCCGUAUGUUCAGCUUGCAAAAAAUUGUUGAAAUUUCUUACUAUAAUAUGGGGCGUAUUCGACUUCAAUGGUCAAGAAUGUGGCAAGUACUAGGUGAACACUUCAACCGUGUAGGCUGUUAUCCAAAUGAAGAUAUUGCAACUUUUGCUCUGGACUCGUUACGCCAGUUAUCCAUGAAAUUUAUUGAAAAAGGAGAGUUUGCUAACUUUAAAUUUCAAAAAGAUUUUUUGCGUCCAUUUGAAAUAAUUAUGAAGAAGAAUCAUUCCCCAACCAUUAGGGAUAUGGUAGUUAGAUGUAUUACUCAAAUGGUCAAUUCACAAGCAGCUAACAUUAGAUCUGGGUGGAAAAACAUAUUUGGUGUAUUUCAUUUGGCGGCUUCUGAUCAUGAUGGGGCUAUUGUUGAUAUGUCAUUUCGUACAACACAGCAUGUAAUCAACUUGUUUUAUAAACAAAAUUGUAUAAUUAUGAUGGAAUCAUUCCAAGAUGCUGUAAAAUGUUUGUCUGAGUUUGCAUGUAAUGUUGGUUUCCCAGAAAUCAGCAUGGAAGCAAUACAUUUAUUGCGUACAUGUGCAGAUUGUGUUCAUGAUAAACCUCAAAUAUUUGCAGAACAUUUUUCUGAAGAACCGUCUUCUCUAGAAGAAGAUGGUGUAUGGGUACGAGGAUGGUUCCCAUUGUUGUUUGAAUUGUCAUGUAUUGUUAGUCGAUGUAAACUUGACAUACGAACACGUGCCUUAACUGUACUUUUUGAGUUGGUUAAAACUCAUGGAACUGUGUUUAAAUUAAACUGGUGGAAAGACCUUUUCAAUGUGUUAUUCCGUAUAUUUGAUAAUGUGAAACAUCAAGAACACAGUGUUGAGAGGAUCGAAUGGAUGACAAUCACUUGCAAUCAUGCCCUGACAUCAAUUGUAGAUGUUUUUACACAGUACUUUGACAUAUUGUGUGCUAUACUGUUGCAAGAUUUAUAUGCACAACUUCAGUGGUGUAUUCAACAAGACAAUGAUCAGUUAGCUCAGUCAAGUACAUACUGUUUAGAAAAUUUAAUAACAUCUAAUGGUUCAAAAUUUGAUAAAGUAAAUUGGGAUUGUACUUGUCAGACAAUUGUAUCUAUGUUUGACAGUAUGAUGCCAAAACCAUUACAAGAACAAAAUCUAAGGUCCGAGCAUGUCAAACCUGACACCUUAAUAACCGCAAAAUGUGCUAUUCGCCUUGAGCUUAUCCGCACUGUGGACAAUAUUGUGUUCUUCCCCUCCACAUCACGUAAAGAAGAUCAAGAGUAUUUAGCAUUAGCUCAAAAUACUACAAUCAAUCAGAAUACUGAAAUACUUGAACAACAACAAGAGGAGCAAGGAAUGUAUAGUAACUUGAGUUCUGAACAUUUGUUUAUGUUAACUGAUUGUCUAUUGCGCGUUCAUAAUUAUACCAAGCAAUAUAACUACACAUUAUUGCAAAACAUUCCACAGCGAAGUUACGUCAAUGACGAUAUAUCAAAUAUGUUGACACAAGAAACUCAGAGUGUAGCUUGUGUACUGAGAAUAGCACUGAAAGCUAUAUGUGAUGAGUCACGGCGUGUGCACUGGACACAUGCACAAAAUGUGGCUAGUACCGUUGUAAAUGAUUCUUUUCAGUAUUAUUUAUCAUUGAACAAUCAUUACCACAAAACUUCGUGGAAUCCUAUUUUAUUGCUCAUAUUUACAAAACUAUACAAAUUACCUGAAGACAAGUUUGCUGUACAAUCUUCUACACACUAUCCUCUGUUAUGUGAAAUGAUCAGCAUUGAUUUAAAACCUGAAUUGAAGACUGUCCUUGGUAGAAUAUUUUCACGAAUUGGACCAGUUUUUAAAAUCACGUAACAAUACAUUAGCCACAGAACUGUUA
This is a messenger RNA of Myzus persicae (green peach aphid), 5227 nucleotides long. RefSeq names its product brefeldin A-inhibited guanine nucleotide-exchange protein 1 (gene Sec71). Gene Ontology annotation, molecular function: guanyl-nucleotide exchange factor activity. Bases 298 to 5202 code for a protein of 1634 amino acids. Lineage: Eukaryota; Metazoa; Arthropoda; Insecta; Hemiptera; Aphididae. The transcript has 23 exons. Gene Ontology annotation, biological process: regulation of ARF protein signal transduction. The record is from RefSeq and is a predicted model, not a curated record.